UGGUGGUGAAGAAAGCAUAAAAUGUGUUGUAAUUGCUUAUUUUAGUAAACAGUAAUUGCUCUUUAAAAUUAUUUGUGUGUGUGUGUGUGUGUGUGUGUGUGAGGUUACAAAAGUAAUAUGAACUCAUGGCACAAGCCUGAAACAAUAUAGAAAAAGUAGAGGAAAGAAAACACUUUUGCCUCUACUUAAUAACCCAUGGCAAAGAGAUCUGUCAUUGCCCUUUAGGGAAAAUUCAGACAAGACUCCAGUUUUCCUGCAGUUAGGGACUGGGGUUUAAGAUAGCUAAUCCAUCUAGUCACUCUCUGCACUAGAUUUCAAUCAGUUGAGAAAUACAAAGUACCUGAGAAGGAGCCACUAUCGACUUUAUUAUUUUAAGGUUGGUUUGGAGACUUGAGAUCAGCAAGAAUUCUCAGGCCCUUCACUGGCCUGGUCACGGGCCAGCAGCUGGGCCAUCAGAAGGGAGCAGGCAAGGGCUGGGCCCGCCUGGGGGGAGGAAGCAGUGGGCAGGCAGACACAGGCAGACUCUGGCAGAGAACAAGAGAAAAGAAAACCAUUUAGGUGUCAACCCUGAUGCCUAGGGAAAUGAGAACAGAAACAGCGGAUGAUGCCAGAUUGAUUCGCGUCUCCUGUCCAGAGAAGGCCAAGGAAAGGGAUCUUGCUGGGAUCUUCAUGGAUUCGCUUGCUGCAGCAUACACAAGGUUUGGGUUUAAUCUUUUCCAAAAACUGAAUAAGACAAAAGAUGGCAACAUCUUCUUUUCCCCCGUGGGCAUUUCAGCUGCCAUCGGCAUGCUCGUCUUCGGGACCCAAGGAGCCACCCUGGCCCAGUUACAGAAGAUGCUCUCUUCUGAAAAAGAGGCAGGGAACUCAAGAAUCAAAGCCGAAGAAAAAAAGAUUGAGAAGACAGAAGAGAUACAUCACCAAUUCCAAGAGUUUUUGAGUGAGAUAGGCAAAUCCACUAAUGGUUAUGAACUAAGAAUAGCCAACAGGCUCUUUGGAGAAAAGACAUACCUCUUCCUUCAAAAAUACUUAGAUUAUGUGGAAAAAUAUUACCACGCUUCUCUGGAACCUGUUGACUUUGUAAAUGCAGCAGACGAAAGUCGAAAGAAGAUUAAUUCCUGGGUCGAAAGCCAAACAAAGGAAAAAAUCAAGGACCUGUUUCCAGAUGGUUCUCUAGACAGCUUCACCAAGCUGGCACUGGUGAACACAGUUUAUUUUAAAGGGCAAUGGGACAGGGAGUUUAAGAAAGAAAAUACCAAAGAGGAAGAGUUUUGGCUGAAUAAGAGUGUGAGCAAAUGUGUGCCAAUGAUGACACAGACCUGUACCUACAGCUUCACUUUCCUGGAGGACUUACAAGCCAAGAUUCUGGGAAUUCCGUAUAGAAACAAUGACCUAAGCCUGUGUGUGUUGCUGCCCAAUGACACAGAUGGCCUGGAGAAGAUUAUAGAUCAAAUAACUCCAGAAAAUUUAGUAGAGUGGACUAACCCGGGGCAUAUGGAAGAAAGGAACGUGACCUUGCACUUACCGCGGUUUGAAGUGGAAGAUGGGUACGAUCUGGAGGCCCUGGAGGCCGUCUUGGCAGCCAGGGGGCCGGCAGACGCUUUCAGCGAGUACAGAACGGACUCUCUGGGGCUGUCCUCACACUCCGGGCUGCAGGCGAAGAAGUUCCUGCACAGGGCCUUUGUGGCGGUCACCGAGGAAGGGACUGAGGCCGCAGCAGGCACCGGUGUGGGCUUUGCUCUCACACUGGCGCCGGGUUGUGAACAUUUUCAUUGCAAUCACCCUUUCCUGUUCUUCGUCAGGCACAAUGAGUCCAACAGCAUCCUCUUCUUCGGUAGAUUCUCUUCUCCUUAGGACAGUCAUGGCCUUGGCGGAAAACCAGUGUUAGAGUAUCAGUUAAGACUACGGACAUAGCCCAUUCUUUAAGAAAAAUUGUCUUACUUGCUUGCAUUCCAAUCUUACCAUCAAAAUCAAUGACCCGGCGACUGUAACAGGGGGCGUGUGUUUAUAAUUCUCCUGAAAGCUGAAAUGUCCUUUUGUUUGUGCUCGGUAAAAACCAAGUUAAAUCGAGGCUCGGUAAUAAUCUGUUGAUUUCUUCUGGAAGUAAAUCAACCUCUUGUGGUUUUGUGUACUAAUGGCGAGAAACAGACUCUUCAGAAAAGACACAGACUAGUCUUUCUGGGAGUCCCUCUAGUUCCAAUAGUUUGACGUAAUACACAAAUAAAACACUAAUUUAAAAAAAAUUUUUUUAACGUUUAUUUACUUUU
Molecule: messenger RNA, 2264 nt
Organism: Herpailurus yagouaroundi (jaguarundi)
Lineage: Eukaryota; Metazoa; Chordata; Mammalia; Carnivora; Felidae
Gene: SERPINB13
Product: serpin family B member 13
Exons: 8
Coding region: 571-1851 (426 amino acids)
Molecular function (GO): serine-type endopeptidase inhibitor activity
Source: RefSeq, a predicted model, not a curated record